AUGGGCCCUAGGCAGGAGAAAAGUAGCCUGAAGCGCAACAGGCAUAGCACUGGCGAUGACCAGGAAAUAAAGAAGCCCCGCAGAUCCCAGAGAAUCUCCUCUCAGACACAAAAGGAGAAAGACGUAAAGACACCACUCAAGAACCAAUACCUCCCCUCCCCUCUCACGAACCAUGAGUCGACCGUGACCGAGCCAGGGAAGGUAGAGACGGCCACACCUCCCAAGGCUCGUCCCAGUCAGACUCGCCAGGUCACUCCUCCAUCUUCAUCUCAGUUACAGCCAUUGUCGUCACCGCCUCAAGACACACAGCCCUUGUCUCAGUUUGUCUAUCCACCGCGAGACAUUGAGCCUGAUUUAGAUGACGAUGACGGUACCUGGGGUUACCUGUUCCCGUCGACCAAUGCUGGCCAUCGAAUCACAUUAAAGAGAAGAGCGUUUUGUCCUGCGCCCGCAGCGCCUCUCGAGAUAAGCCGGACAACAGUCAAGCCCAGCAAGCGUGAAGAGACCGAGUUGAAAGAAGCUGAGGAACAGUACGAAACGGACAAGCGAAUUGAGGGCUUCCCCGCCGGUGGCUAUCUUGUCGGGCGGCAUCCUGAAUGCGACAUGAUCAUCGACAUUCCGACUGUGUCGAAUCGGCACUUCCUAGUCUUCAACGAGAGUCGAAACGGCGACACGGUCGCUGUACUCGAAGACUUGUCGAGUAAUGGAACCUUUGUGAACGACGCACUGCUGGGACGCAAUAAGAGGCGAGAACUCGAGGACGGAGACGAGAUCACAAUCCUGGACGAAGCAAGGUUUGUCUUUCGAUACCCAAGAAACCGUGAUUCGAGUGCUUUCAAUUCGCAAUACCGUAUCCUACAGCAGCUGGGCAAGGGUCAUUUUGCGACGGUCUACAUGUGCGUCGAACGAUCAUCUGGCUUCAAGUAUGCGGUGAAAAAGUUCGAGAGGCGGUUCGGAGAGUCUCAAAAGUCACAACAAGAAGGCCUGCAGCAAGAAAUUGCGCUUUUGAUGAGCGUCAGUCAUCCUAACGUGCUAUGCCUGAAGGAGACAUUCGACGAGCCAGACGGAGUGUACCUCAUUCUGGAGCUUGCUCCAGAGGGAGAGCUGUUCAACUUGAUUGUGACCAAGCAGAAAUUGACCGAAGCCGAAACGCGCAAGAUCUUCAUCCAACUUUUCCAGGGCACGAAAUAUCUUCAUGAGCGGAACAUCGUUCACCGGGACAUCAAGCCUGAGAACAUUCUGCUGACGGACAAGAAUUUGUCGGUUAAGCUUGCGGAUUUCGGUCUGGCGAAGAUCAUAGGCGAGGAGUCCUUCACAACCACUCUGUGCGGAACGCCGAGCUAUGUUGCACCAGAGAUCCUGCAAAACACACGCCACCGCAGGUACACCAGAGCCGUUGACAUUUGGUCUCUCGGAGUCGUCCUCUAUAUCUGUUUGUGUGGCUUCCCGCCCUUCUCUGAUGAACUCUACUCCCACGACAACCCUUAUACCCUUGCUCAGCAGAUCAAGAUGGGCCGUUUCGACUACCCUUCGCCUUACUGGGACUCGAUCGGCGAUCCGGCUCUGGACUUGAUCGACCGCAUGCUAACCGUGGAUGUUGACAAGCGCAUCACGAUCGAUGAAUGCCUCGAACAUCCGUGGACGAGAAACGCAGGAAAUAUCAAUCCAGCCGACUCGACUGAUGGACUCACGGGCGCCAUGCAUGCGCUGGAUUUUUCGAAGCGUAAGAUUCAACGUGAGCGCACCUUGUUGGCCGACAUCAACGAUGUCAAAGUCAGCAAGGUUGUCGCGGUCGAUGGCCAGCAUCUCCCAGGAAAAUCAUCUGGGGACGCGGCACAGAUCAAAGUCUGGCAGAAGAACCCGAACGGCAAGAUUGUGCGAGCGACGGCUAAGAAAAGCAAAAAGAAUGCUCAGGCGAAGGAGGAAGACCCGGCUGCCAACAGACAGCAGGAGGAGUUUAUGGGCAUGGGAGGCAAAGGCGACAUGCAGCUCUUUGGCGACGAUGUGUCGAGUCGAUACCUACCUAACGAGGUUCCCGAUGGUAAAAAGUAA
This is a messenger RNA of Exophiala spinifera, 2052 nucleotides long. RefSeq lists its product as uncharacterized. The record is from RefSeq and is a predicted model, not a curated record. Gene Ontology annotation, cellular component: nucleus. The transcript is spliced from 3 exons. Gene Ontology annotation, molecular function: protein serine/threonine kinase activity; protein binding; ATP binding. Gene Ontology annotation, biological process: mitotic DNA damage checkpoint signaling; protein phosphorylation. NCBI's taxonomy places the organism in Eukaryota, Fungi, Ascomycota, Eurotiomycetes, Chaetothyriales, Herpotrichiellaceae. Bases 1 to 2052 code for a protein of 683 amino acids.